Kalmanozyma brasiliensis GHG001 is the source of this 621-nucleotide messenger RNA. RefSeq names its product Small GTPase superfamily, ARF/SAR type. The transcript has a single exon. The record is from RefSeq and is a predicted model, not a curated record. The coding region runs from base 1 to 621 and encodes 206 amino acids. Gene Ontology annotation, molecular function: GTPase activity; GTP binding. Lineage: Eukaryota; Fungi; Basidiomycota; Ustilaginomycetes; Ustilaginales. Gene Ontology annotation, biological process: protein folding. Gene Ontology annotation, cellular component: microtubule cytoskeleton; cytoplasm.
AUGGGGCUACUCACCAUCAUCCGCAAGACCAAGCUACGGUCUCACGAGUUCCGGUUCCUCUUUCUCGGCCUCGACAAUGCUGGCAAGACGACCAUCCUUAAGAAGCUUCAGAACCAACCGCAGUCCGAGAUCGAAGCCAUCUCACCAACGCUAGGCUUUGCAAUUCAGACCUUCCAAUACCAAGGCUAUCACAUCAACGUCUGGGAUAUUGGCGGUCAGAAGAGUCUCCGCCCUUACUGGAAGAAUUACUUUGAAAAGACGGAUGCCAUCAUCUGGGUGGUCGAUUCCUCCGACACAGCGCGUCUGACGGACUGCAAAGAGGAGCUCGACAAGCUGCUUCAGGAGGAACGCCUGCACGGGGCCACCAUCUUGAUCUUUGCCAACAAGCAGGACCUUCCAGGAGCUCUCUCCGCCGAACAGAUCAAGAAACAUCUCGAUCUCGAUCGAGUGUCCACUCAUAGUUGGCGUAUCCAGCCUUGCAGCGCAUAUACAGGCGACAACCUUGUUCAAGGCCUCGACUGGACCGUCAAGGAUGUUGCAAAUCGCAUCUACUACCACGGUGAUGCCAAGUCCACGCUGAACCAUCCGAUUGAUGCCGCUGCGCAACCGACGCCUACAUGA